AUGAAUACAAGGAUGAGGAUUGAGAAGAGUAGUAUUUUGAAAAUGACUGCAAUGAUGGCUGAUGGACAAGUUACAAAGGUUGAUUCUAUAAAAGUGCAGAGUGAGAACGAUCUUUUUGGGUACGAUAGUUACACGUACUUAAAUUGGGAUGAUUUUGAAGCAGUUCUUACAAUGGAUGAGUUGACUGGUGCUGUCAUUGUGUCUUAUAUGAUGGAAAUGGUUUUGUACGCUACACAAAGUGGAUCCAACAAAAUGGUUAAACUAAAUUGGGUUAAUGUUAUGUGUCCAGUUCAGCCCGGAUCUACCGAAUUUGGCUACUACAUGCUAAGGUUCAUGAAGGAGAUAGUGGAAGAAGGAAUUGAAGUGUUGGUCAAAGACAAUGUAAGGAUAUAG
This is a messenger RNA of Lactuca virosa, 393 nucleotides long. Lineage: Eukaryota; Viridiplantae; Streptophyta; Magnoliopsida; Asterales; Asteraceae. The record is from the annotation of a GenBank genome assembly.